AUGUCAGACACCACAAAAGAAAUCAAUUCAUUAGCAAAAGAAUUGAAAUCACAUUUAAAACAAUUUCCAAAUUUCCCAAAAGAAGGUAUUUUAUUUGAAGAUUUUUUACCAAUUUUUACAAAACCUGAAUUAUUUAAUAAAUUAAUUACUGCUUUUAAAUUACAUGUUGGUGAUAAAAAAAUUGAUUAUGUUAUUGGAUUAGAAAGUAGAGGGUUUUUAUUUGGACCAACUUUAGCUUUAGCUUUAAAUGCUGGAUUUGUACCUAUUAGAAAACCUGGAAAAUUACCAGGUCCAACUUAUAAUGUUGAAUUUAAAAAAGAAUAUGGAUCAGAUAUAUUUGAAUUACAAAAAGAUGUUAUACCAAAAGGUUCAAAAGUUAUAAUUGUUGAUGAUAUUUUGGCAACUGGUGGUUCAGCUUUUGGAGCAGGAGAUUUAGCACAACAAACAGGUGCUGAUAUUUUAGAAUUUUUGUUUGUAAUGGAAUUAGAUUUUUUAAAAGGUAGAAAUAGAUUACAAGCACCUUCAUUUACAUUAUUUGGUGGACAAGAAGAAAAAUAUAAAGAUUAA
Messenger RNA from Lodderomyces jiufengensis, 567 nucleotides. It is a transcript of the gene APT1, whose product is annotated as adenine phosphoribosyltransferase. Gene Ontology annotation, molecular function: adenine binding; AMP binding; adenine phosphoribosyltransferase activity. Gene Ontology annotation, biological process: AMP salvage; adenine salvage. Bases 1 to 567 code for a protein of 188 amino acids. The transcript has a single exon. Lineage: Eukaryota; Fungi; Ascomycota; Pichiomycetes; Serinales; Debaryomycetaceae. The record is from RefSeq and is a predicted model, not a curated record. Gene Ontology annotation, cellular component: cytoplasm.